AUGCCCGCCGUGAUGGACGAUCCAGGCGGCCCCACUCUCUACCGGGUCUCCGGCCAGCCUCCGUUCCCGGACCCGAGCAGCCCCGGACUGCCCCCGGACAUCGUCCCCCGCCAAGUCACACUGCGCGAUCGUCAGACGGUUGCGACGAUUGUGCCCUUUGCAUCGCGGCACCAGCUCCCGGCCUCGCUGCUCGCGUACUUGUGCGACCAGCUGAACCGCGAGAUCGACGGAGGCGAUACCUAUCCGAUGAUGGAGGCCUUCACGGUCGACGGCUUCGCAGACUAUUGGUUCCAGACGUUUGGCGCCGUCAUGCUGAUGGGCAACAUCGACAGCACGCAAGACGUCGUGGACGGCAAGGACUGGGCCAAGGAGUGCCUGGGAAGCUUCUUCAUCAAGCCCAACUACCCCGGCCGCAGCAGCCACAUAUGCAACGCCAGCUUCAUCACGACCGACGCCUCACGUAACCGUGGCGUAGGACGGCUCAUGGGCGAGGCGUACAUCGACUGGGCCCCGAGGCUGGGCUACACCUACAGCGUCUUCAACCUCGUCUACGAGACCAACGUGGCGUCGUGCCGGAUCUGGGACGCCCUCGGCUUCAAACGCAUCGGCCGCAUCAAAGCCUGCGGCAACCUCCGGAGCCACCCGGACCGGCUCAUCGACGCCAUCAUCUACGGCCGGGACCUGGCGCCGGGGGAGAGCGAAGAGCUCGUCAGCGAGGAGCGCUUCGACAAGAUACGGUUCUACCUCAAGUACGGCAAGUACCCGAGCGGCGCGGACCGCGCCGAGAAGAGCAGGCUGCGCAGCGCGGCGACGCACUACAAGCUCCUCGAGGGCGACAAGCUCAUGCUCAAGGACAAGGAGGUCAUUUCCGACCCGGGCCGCCAGUACGAGAUUGCCCGGAACGUCCACGCCAUCCACCACGGCGGCAUCAACAAGACCACCGCCACCAUAGCCGACAAGUUCCACUGGAGCCGCAUCAAGGAGACGGAAGGCCGCGAGCGCCGGCACGCCCGCGAGCUCAGCAGCGACGCCCUCGGCCAGCAGGCCCGCGCCGGCGGCCUCAUGGGCUCGCUGUCCCGGCCCGACGCGGCGUCCGGCCAGGCCGCCUACGCCAACCCCAGCGAUAUAUCGGUCCUCCCGCCGGCGCGGCACCAUUCUCACGCCCACCACGACCACGCUCGACAUGCCCCCCACCAGGGCCACCACGGGCACCAUCAUCACAACCCCAUGCUCCAGGACCAGCCUGCUUGCCACGACACGUACCAGCCCAUCGACCCCCAAAUCAUCGACCACCACGGCCAUCAGCAUGCCCCGUCGGCGCAGGACGACAUGCCCUUUGACCAGUACCACCCUCACGCCGACUUUCAGGCGCUCCUCAAUGCGACCGAGGACGUGGGCCCGGGGCAGGACGCCGACGCGGACACCGCGGCCGUGGAUAGGGAUCUAGAAAUGCUGAUUGAGCACGAGCACGUGGACGGCAACGAGGGCCCUAUGGAGUGUCUAGACGAAGGGAGGAGGACGGAGCAUCGGGACAGCCUUUACGAUGUUGGCUUCGACGGCGGCUAG
Metarhizium album ARSEF 1941 is the source of this 1566-nucleotide messenger RNA. Its product is annotated as histone acetyltransferase Spt10. NCBI's taxonomy places the organism in Eukaryota, Fungi, Ascomycota, Sordariomycetes, Hypocreales, Clavicipitaceae. The record is from RefSeq and is a predicted model, not a curated record. Gene Ontology annotation, molecular function: acyltransferase activity, transferring groups other than amino-acyl groups. The transcript is spliced from 2 exons. Bases 1 to 1566 code for a protein of 521 amino acids.